CAGCAGCCGCCGCCGCCGCCGCCGCAGCCGCCGCAGCAGCAGCAGCCGCCGCCCCAGGCCCCCCCCAUGGAGCCCGAGGCCCCGGAUUCCCGCAAGAGGCCCCUCGAAACGCCCCCCGAGGUGGUCUGCACCAAGCGCAGCAACACGGGAGAGGAAGGCGAAUACUUCCUGAAGGUGCUGAUCCCCAGCUACGCAGCAGGCUCCAUCAUUGGCAAGGGCGGGCAGACCAUCGUACAGCUGCAGAAGGAGACAGGAGCUACCAUCAAGCUCUCUAAGUCCAAAGACUUCUAUCCGGGAACCACAGAGCGAGUAUGCCUGGUACAGGGCACAGCAGAGGCCUUGAAUGCUGUGCACAGCUUUAUUGCUGAGAAGGUCCGAGAAAUCCCACAAGCAAUGACCAAGCCUGAGGUGGUCAACAUCCUUCAACCCCAAACCACGAUGAACCCCGACAGAGCCAAGCAGGCCAAGCUGAUCGUCCCCAACAGCACCGCGGGCCUGAUCAUCGGCAAGGGGGGAGCGACAGUGAAAGCCGUGAUGGAACAGUCGGGUGCCUGGGUGCAGCUGUCCCAGAAGCCAGAGGGCAUCAACCUUCAGGAGCGCGUGGUGACAGUCAGCGGCGAACCGGAGCAGGUGCACAAGGCCGUGAGCGCCAUCGUACAGAAGGUACAGGAAGACCCCCAGAGCAGCAGCUGCCUCAACAUCAGCUACGCCAACGUGGCUGGCCCCGUGGCCAACUCCAACCCCACCGGCUCACCGUACGCCAGCCCCGCUGAUGUGCUGCCCGCCGCCGCCGCCGCCUCGGCCGCCGCCGCCUCCGGCCUGCUGGGCCCCGCGGGGCUGGCGGGCGUGGGCGCCUUUCCGGCCGCCCUGCCCGCCUUCUCAGGCACCGACCUGCUGGCCAUCAGCACGGCGCUAAACACGCUGGCCAGUUACGGCUACAACACCAACUCCCUCGGCCUGGGCCUCAACUCGGCCGCAGCCUCCGGGGUCCUGGCCGCCGUGGCCGCCGGUGCCAACCCCGCCGCCGCCGCCGCGGCCAACCUCCUGGCGUCCUACGCGGGGGAGGCCGGGGCCGGGCCGGCCGGAGGGGCCGCCCCGCCUCCACCCCCGGGCUUCCUGACGGCCGAGAAGUUGGCGGCCGAGAGUGCCAAGGAGCUGGUGGAGAUUGCGGUGCCUGAGAACCUGGUGGGGGCCAUCCUGGGCAAAGGGGGCAAGACGUUGGUGGAGUACCAGGAGCUGACGGGCGCCCGCAUCCAGAUCUCCAAGAAGGGGGAGUUCCUGCCAGGCACGCGGAACCGGCGGGUCACCAUCACGGGCAGCCCUGCGGCCACGCAAGCCGCUCAAUACCUCAUCAGCCAGCGGGUCACCUACGAGCAGGGAGUGAGGGCCUCAAACCCCCAGAAAGUGGGAUGAGGCCUGUGGUGUCUGCUCCCACCCUCCUUCCUGCCCCUUCUCCUCCUCUUCCUUCUCCUCCCCCUCCCCCACACCCCCAACUCCUGACCUCAGCUCGGUGUAGUCCUGCUCCUCGUGGGAUGGGGCUGGGGUAGGCCUGACUGCACCCCCCCUUCUGGUAGUCAUAGGCAGGAUUGAGUGCUGGCUGGGGAUGGGGCCCAGAAGCUCCCUCCCCAGCCCUGAACUGACCCCUCCUUCCCUCCCUAUGCUUGACUGGGCCUGACCCUCCUCUCCCCAGGGCCCAGGUCUGUGUGAUAUCUGUAUAUAUUGCAUUUUGUUGAUUUUAAUAGAAAACAAAGCGUUAUUUUCUCUUU
This is a messenger RNA of Herpailurus yagouaroundi (jaguarundi), 1766 nucleotides long. RefSeq names its product NOVA alternative splicing regulator 2 (gene NOVA2). Gene Ontology annotation, molecular function: RNA binding. The coding region runs from base 67 to 1413 and encodes 448 amino acids. NCBI's taxonomy places the organism in Eukaryota, Metazoa, Chordata, Mammalia, Carnivora, Felidae. The record is from RefSeq and is a predicted model, not a curated record. The transcript is spliced from 5 exons.